AUGGUGCUCUUCAAGCGCAAACCUGUCCAGUUCCUGACGGUGCCCGAAAUCGACGAUGACCAGCAAGAGGUGUGGCACAUCCCCCAGACCGGCGAGGUCUUUUCCUCCUAUGAAGACUACUUAAAACGGAUAGACUUUUACAAGCAGAAACGCUUCAUCUGUCCCAUCAGCGGCCAUUCUGGCCUGACUUUCUUUGAGGCGCUCGAGAGCGAGCUCGCCGGCGCCGCUGAGGUCGAGCAGGCCUUCCCCGAGGCCCUCAAGGGACCCAUCCUGCGGCGUGUGCAGUUCCAGAUCGUGUCCCGCAUCGACACGCUGGUCGACGUCAUCUACGAUGAAUUCAAGAAUGACUACUACCCCGGCGAGGCCGUAACCGUUCACAUCGUGACGGGUGAGAGAUUGCAAGGCGUGGUGCGGGACAAGACGCGCUUCGGCAGCAAGGUCCUACCCGACGGCACUCUGACUCCCCCGUUCUCACGCUAUUUCGUCAGCCUAGACACGCACCCCGACCAGGAGGCCGUCGUUGACGAUUCGCACAUCUUCCGCGACCGCAAGGUUUUCACCAAAUCGGUGCUGCGGUCCUUUAUCAAGAAGACGGUGACGCGAGAGGCCUGGAACGGCGCGCCCUGGCUCGUCAAGCCUUCGGUCGCGGAUCAGUACCACAUCGACACGCGUAUCCCGCCUCAUCUUCGCUACGACAACAAGCUCCUGGAGCGGAAGCAGAUGCAGGCCCAGAAGCGCCAGUCGUCGCAGCCCGACCCGCAUACCGUGCCUGACUCGUACAGCCCCACGGGUCCCGUCCGGCUGCCCGAGCUGAAGCCCGCGCCCAAGAGCCACAAGUCAAAGGCCCAGCAACAGGCCCAACAGGUAACCCACACUGUCGGCGUGGUCAAGGGGAAGCACAGCAGCUUCGGCGGCCACGAGCCCGGCGCCUUUGUCCACCUGCCCCUGCCCGGUAACCCCUUCCAGUUUCCCAUAUCAUUCCGCAACCAAGCGCCGCCGCCGCCCGUCUUUUCGCAGCCCGAACCCCCUCCACCACCCCCGCCGCCCAAGUACCCCAUCGAGGACUUGCAAUUAGGCCCCCGGGAGAAUGUCCGCCCGCAGCUCAAGUAUCUGUGUUGCGACCCCCCGGUGGAAGUCGGCCCCGAGGCAAGGGGACCGCUCAGCGAAAAGAUACUCAUGAAGACGGUCGGGCCAUUACUCGAAACCUGGGACACGCUAAACGUCUACUGCGAGAUAUUCAAGCUGGACUCGUUCACAUUUGAUGACUUUGUAGAAGCCAUGCAGGUCACAUCGGAAGAGGUUCCCGUCCAGCUGUUCGACGAGAUCCACUGCUCGGUUCUCAAAAUCCUUGUCAGCUCCGAGGCGGACGGCGGCAAGGUUCAGAUUCAGCUCCCAGAGCUAGGAGAGGAGGACGACGAAGAGGACGAAGAGGACGAGAGUGCCGAGCCGACGCCCGAGCCCGAGCCGCAACCAAAGGGCCGUGCGACUAGGAGCAGUCUGGCGAAAAUAGAGGCAGAAAGGCUCGCGGCGGAGGCUGCGGCGGCCGAGAAGGAGAUGCAGGAUGCCGAGGACGCUCCAAAGCACCGGGCCGAGGAAGUCCUCGCCGACUACGACUGGAUCGAGCACCUCUGGAAACGCGACUUCAAGGACGGCGGCUGGGAGAUGAUCAUGGUCGGCCUGCUACACCAACUAUCCAAGAACGAGAGACUAAAGGCCGGCUGCGAAGAGCUCUUGCAGCAGCUUGUACCCACCGAGGUAGACCCCAGCCAGGAGACCGUGCGCCAGCACUAUGCCGCCCUCGACGUCAACUACCGCGUCCAGGCUCUACAGAUCAUCUGCAUGCUGACAGCCGAGACCAAGGCAAUCCGCGGCUACAUGGAGGACUGCAGCGAGCAGAUGACAGCGUACAGGAAAGAGAAGAUCGAGUGGCAGCGCAAGAGAAAACAAGCCAUUGAGGAACUCAAGGGCUUGAAUGACCAGCGUAAGAUACUUCUGCCUGAUAACAUGCCCCCAAGCCCGUCGCUAGAGGCAGUCAAGGCCAACGGCGACGUGAAAAUGUCGGACGUGGAAGAGCUGCCCGUUCAUACGUCGGACGAAGUGCAGGACUCGAACGACGACGGCCAGUCGGCGCGGAAGCUUCGACGCGGUCUAGACCGUGCUGCCGAGCGCAAACGCAAGGCCGAGAAGGCGCAGGAAAAGAAGGAAAAGGCCGAGGCGGCGGCCAAACUGCCCAAACAGUCGAAGCAGUUCAUAAAGGUGCUCAAAGACAUACGGAAGAAGGAGGACGAGAUUUCCGAGUGCGAGAAGGAGAUCGCCAUUAUCGACAACGACCUCCGCGAGGCCGACUGCCCGCGCACCCGGGUUCUCGGCAAGGACCGCUUCUGGAACCGGUACUACUGGUUCGAACGCAACGGCAUGCCGUACGCCGGGCUGCCCGACAGCUCGACGGCGUCGGCCGGCUAUGCCAACGGGUGCAUAUGGGUGCAGGGUCCCGAUGAGCUGGAGCGAGAGGGGUACAUCGACAUGGCACCCGAGUACCAGAACGAGUACAAGGCCAAGUUCGACACGACGGUGCCGGAGCGCAAGAGGAUCGAAGAAGGCGCAACCAGCGUGUUUAAUGCGUCGCAAUGGGGCUACAUCGCGGACCCCGAGAGCGUGGAUGCGCUGCUGGGGUGGCUGGACCCGCGCGGCUUCAACGAGCUCAAGCUGCGCAAGGAGAUUAUCAACUACCGCGACAAAAUUGUCAAAAACAUGGAGAACCGCAAGGAGUACUUGGGGUUGUCGGGAUCGGCGGCAAACGGUGCGACGGAGAUGGAGAUUGACAAGGAGGAGGAGCCCGUCGUUACCAAGACCGGCAAGAACGGCAGCAAUAAGCGCAUGAGCACGCGCGGCCGCAACACGGUAGCCCCCGCCGCGGUGGCGACGCCUGAGCCGCCCUCGUACCGGUGUCUCAACUGGCAGAACACGACGGCCGUUGCGGAAAUCGGCCACCUCCACAUGGAGCAGCCCCCACCGGUGCGCGCCCGGAAACAGACCAAGAAGGAGGCGGCGGCGGCGGCGGCAGCCGAGGCCGAGGCCGCCACCACGACCACCCGGGGCAAGAAGGGUGCUCGGCAGAGCACGAAAUGA
Molecule: messenger RNA, 3129 nt
Organism: Lasiosphaeria miniovina
Lineage: Eukaryota; Fungi; Ascomycota; Sordariomycetes; Sordariales; Lasiosphaeriaceae
Exons: 7
Coding region: 1-3129 (1042 amino acids)
Biological process (GO): subtelomeric heterochromatin formation
Cellular component (GO): nucleus
Source: RefSeq, a predicted model, not a curated record